GAUGUGAUCAUAUAUUGGAGGAAACGCAGCGAGAAGAGGGUGUCACUUUGCGGCUGCAGCAGUUUCGCUUGUUUGGUCAGCUGAGCAGUGAACUUGCACAAAAUACGGAGUGCGCGAACGGCUCAUAAUUAGCCAUGAUGUCCAUGCACAAGCCUCCGUUAACCAGAAGUGGCUCCUCGCCCUCGUCAGUUGACUCCACCAAUCGCAGUGGCCCUUCCAUAGCCCCGCCUACAUCUUUAAACCUCCGCACCUCCCACAACCAGUCACUGGCUCAUGAGGUCAUAAAGGAGGGCGUGGCGACCACGGAUACCAACGGUCCCUCUGCGGCUCCCCCGAAGAGCCGACACAGGAACUCCACGAGUAGCCUGCACAGUGCCGUGGGAGCGAGCGACCACCUUCCGAACUUCGGCCUGGGCAGAGGAGGGCGGGCGGCCCCAACCAAGUCCGCCUCAUCCACCUCCCUGACCUCCAUGUCGUCACUCUCACUUUCCACCUCCAACCCCAAGCUGGCCAAGAACGGCACCAACCUCCAGCUGAAGGCGGAGGAGCAGCACGACUUCAACAAGAACCAAAGGCCCAGCAACGUCAUGGUGAGAAGGAGCAGCUCCGAUUGGCUGGAGGGAAAAGACAAUCAAAACUGCGCGCCAAUGAGGAGGCGCACCAAGAGCUUCCUGGACUACCGCCGGGAGGAGCCUCCUGUGUGCUUCAACGAGAAACAGGAGAAGGAAGAAGAAGAGGCGGAGGAGGAGGACGAGGUGGAGGAGAAGGAGGAGGAGACCGAGAAGCCUCUGCUGCCUAAACUGGACCAGCAGGACUGGGUGAAGGAGAACAGGGUGGAGGUGCACCUCACCCUGCCCCAGAACCACCUCCUGCUGGCCAAGGAGGAGGAGGAGGAGAGCCCCACCCAGGCCCAGCUGAAGGGGUUGAAGGGGAGCUUCAGCUACGACCACAAGCCAAAGAAGGAGCCACUCGCAAGGGGCAAUGAGAUCCGGGUGGAGCUGCACGCCAACAACCAGGCGCCCCUCCGGACCAGCCUGUCCCCCCGACACCACCCGUACUCCUCUAGGGUGGGGGCCCUCUCAGCCAGGCAGGAGGAGGAGGAGGUGGAGGAGGAGGAGGACGGUGAGGAGGACUCGAGCUGGACCACGCUCUCACAGGAGAGUCCAUCUGUAGAAACGCCACAGGAGACUGGAGUAUGGAAUGAUGGUGAGCUACCUCCAGGGUGGCGUGAGGUGGAGGAUUUGGCAGAGGUCUAUUUCUGGCACGUCCCCUCGGGUACCACUCAACGCGAGCGCCCUGUGUCUAAUGGCAGUGCCAAGCCCGAGCCAGACCCCGCGCAGGAGGGCACCGACGCCGCCUGCCUCCCCAUCCCUCCGAACAACUCACAGAGCGAGCGUCCGAGCAGCAUUGUGUCCGAUAGCUCUGUGGAGCCAGUGCCUUCGUCCUCCGCCUCCUCGCCCUCCAACUCCUCCAUCUCCUACGACAUGGUGAUGCCCGUCGGAGGCUUCCUCAACAACAACUACCUGAGCAUCAGGGAAGAGUGUGCCCAUCAGGAUGCUAAUCUGCGGCAGCCUGAGAGAGGAAGUGCUCAUGUGAAGCUGCGAGCAAGGGUCCUCCCCGAGUCAGUCCCCUCCCCCAGGACCAGCAUUGACCUGGACUCUCAGGUGUUCCCUGUGUGUUCUCUGGGCUGGCUGGAGGUCUCAGACACUGAUAUGGUGACCGGUAGGAGCAGUGUCGUGGUCAGUGACUGCAUCAGACAAUUGCAGCUCCGCUCCCGAGAGAGAGACACCAUUGGAGAGAGAGAAGAGGGCAAGCCCAUGCUCUUGGUCCUCCAGGAUGUAACGCUGACCCUGGUUGACCCGACAGACCACACACUGCUGCACUCGCAGCCCAUCAGCUGCAUCCGGGUGUGGGGAGUGGGCCGAGACCACAGCAGAGAUUUUGCGUACGUGGCGAGAGACAAGAACACGCGCGUUCUGAAAUGCCACGUAUUCCGAUGUGACGCCCCUGCCGAAUCCAUCGCCACCAGCCUCCAUCGAAUCUGCUCCAAGAUUAUGGCUGAAAGGAAGAAUGCCAAAGCUGUAGCAGGCAGCUCCUCCAACUCCAGCACUGACGUGCCCCUCCAAGUAGAGUUCCCCACACCAAAGACAGAACUGGAACAGAAGUUCCAUGUGCUCUACCUGGGAACAACAUCCGCUAUCCGGCCCAUAGGUAUGGACAUGAUUAAUGGGGCCAUCGACACCCUGCUCUCCUCGACUGGGAAAGAGGACUGGACGCCCGUCAUCCUCAAUGUGGAGGACGCUACCGUGAGCGUCAUCAAAGAGAAGGAAGAGGAAGAGGAGGUGCUGGUGGAAUGCCGCGUGCGUUUCCUGUCCUUCAUGGGCGUGGGCCGCGACGUGCACACCUUCGCCUUCAUCAUGGACACGGGCAACCAGCACUUCCAGUGCCACGUGUUCUGGUGCGAGCCCAACGCCGCGUGCGUGUCCGAGGCCGUCCAGUCUGCCUGUGUGCUGCGCUAUCAGAAGUGUCUGGUGGCACGCUCCCCCACACAGAGGGCAGGCUGCUCCUCGCCGCCACCGCCCGGCUCCGUGACCCGCCGCGUCACCACCAGCGUCAAGCGCGGCGUCCAGUCCCUCAUAGACACUCUCAAACAGAAGAAGCCCAGCCCCGAGCUGCCCAACCAAUAACGGGAGGAGGACAGGCUGGACCGCGGCCCACUGGCCAGCCCAGUCCAUCCACCAUCAGCACAGCCGCGACCGGAGUGGGUGGGGGGGAAUAUGGGGAUGAAAUAUGAGGACUCACACACAUGUGAAACUGUUAAAUGUAUAUAAUCUUACUAACAAAUGACUGUGCAGCCCUGAGAGUGACAUCUACUACUACUACAAAAAAAAAGGAGAGAAAAGUGAAAGAUUUAAAAAAAAAAAAAGGAAAAGAAAAACAAGCUGCCACACGGUUGCCGUUACUCCACAGCCUUUCACCUUUGACCUCUUCACGUGGUCAGCGCGCUGCCUGAAGCAUGCCCCGUCUUUUAGCCACGCUCCAAAGUCCAACACGCGCCCGCCCCCAACGAAACGAGAGGAAAAAACGAUGAACAAAAACCAAGGGCCCCACAUGGACGUUUCUGGAACAAUGGAUUGUAGACCGGCCAGAACUUCUAUGCAGCGCAACUGUUCUGACCAGCGGCAAAGUCAAAGUCACUCUCCACCACUCUGUCCUGUGACCGUUUCCUUUUUCCAGAACUUGUGGGAUUUCUCUCGGUGUGUGUGUGUGUGUGUGUGUUCUUGAGACGCAGGACAAGGGCCAGCGCUGCAGUGUGCCCUCAUUUACUUGUGCCAUACUGUGUGUCAACGCAGGCAGGAGCGCACCUUCAUGUUAAAAUAUAUAUAUAUAAAUCUGUGUGUGUGUGUGUGUGUGUGAGUGAGCGAGAGAGAGAGAGAGAGAGAGAGAGAGAGAGAGUGUGUGUGUGUGUCUGUCUGUGUUAAUACUAUGUCACCGAGGAUGAAACGCGCUGAGAGCAAAAAGCUAAAGUGUACACAGGCAAGAUCAAGGCGUUCCAACACGCCUCAGAGCUAUGAUUCACGCUGUACUAACUAGGAAUGACUGACUAUUCUAUAGGAACAAGCAUAAAAGCAGAACAAUUGUGUCCCUUUUGCAGUCUUUCUGUUCGGAUGAGGGAAGCUCCGAGACUAUUCUCAGCGCUGGGAUUCAACGUGGAAUGGCAUUGAUUGAUAUGUUUGAUAUAUCUGAAUGUGGGAACAGCAGGAAGAGGAAUCUACUGCAUAUGUGUGUGUGUAAAGAUUUAAAGGUGUGCGCAUUUGUCACUAUUCACCUCCACACACACACACACACACACACACACACACCCCUCGAAAGGAGUCACCAUCAUCUCACACAUACACAGACACACAAACACACACAAUCUAACGCAGCUGUCUGUGGGGAAGACUAGCCCCCACACCCCCUCCAGUUAUAGGAGAGCAACCUCACUCACCAAUUCAGAGCAAGCUCCUAUCUACCGCGUCUAAGCACCUUUUAAACCUCCCUGUAUGUUAAGAGAACAAAAAUAUGAAUGUGAUUUCUACAACCAAACUAAGCUCAACUUAUUCACAAACUGACCAGCUGAAACAAAGGAAAAUAUGAAAAAAAAAAAAAAAACAUUGACAUUUCUUCUGUUAUUGCUCAUUUUUACACCAUAGUAAUGUAAUCCAUUGUGAGAAUAAAGGCAUUUAAAGACAA
Molecule: messenger RNA, 4236 nt
Organism: Alosa alosa (allis shad)
Lineage: Eukaryota; Metazoa; Chordata; Actinopteri; Clupeiformes; Clupeidae
Product: amyloid beta precursor protein binding family B member 2-like
Exons: 14
Coding region: 135-2687 (850 amino acids)
Biological process (GO): regulation of DNA-templated transcription
Cellular component (GO): nucleus; cytoplasm
Molecular function (GO): transcription factor binding; amyloid-beta binding
Source: RefSeq, a predicted model, not a curated record